Dothidotthia symphoricarpi CBS 119687 is the source of this 1893-nucleotide messenger RNA. RefSeq lists its product as uncharacterized. Gene Ontology annotation, cellular component: RNA polymerase I core factor complex. Gene Ontology annotation, molecular function: TBP-class protein binding; RNA polymerase I core promoter sequence-specific DNA binding. Gene Ontology annotation, biological process: nucleolar large rRNA transcription by RNA polymerase I. The record is from RefSeq and is a predicted model, not a curated record. NCBI's taxonomy places the organism in Eukaryota, Fungi, Ascomycota, Dothideomycetes, Pleosporales, Dothidotthiaceae. The transcript has a single exon. Bases 81 to 1670 code for a protein of 529 amino acids.
CCACAAGACUCCAAAGUCUCUGAUUCUUUAAGGAGUUGUCUCGAGGUCCAUUUUGUGUGUGUCAACUACCUUGAUUCGCCAUGCACGGUUUCGUCAAAGACCGCGGCAUCAACACUACACGGCAGGUGGCCGCAGCGAACGCGAAGAUCCUAAUCAAGAAGUCGGCGCUCACUCAGCAGCCCCAGGUCCAGUCGGAUAUUCCUGCUCGUGGGUCCGGGAACGCUCAAAAUACUUCUGUGGCGCUACAGCAGUUUUCUCAACAGUAUUCCCUUCAGAAUCCGCAGCAGAACCUUCAGCGCCUACAGUCAGGCCAAGGUCAGAAACGCGAUGCAUAUGAUACUGAUGCAGAGAGCCUUGACACCACCGUGAAUCAUUCCGUUGUGCAGGUCGAAGACAGUCAAUAUGGCCAGCCGCAGCUUCAGCAGCACGGCCACAUUGUUGAUCUCGGCUCGGAGGACGUGAAAGAGCAGAGCUCCGAAGACGUGGACGAAGAUGAUGAUGAGGAGGGAGAGUACGACGCACAAUACCAGAUCAGCACGGAAGGAGUUCAACUUCUUGAACAGAAAGGAUAUCAAGGUUACACUCACGAAGAGCAAAUGGAUUACCUUUACCAGAAUCAUCGGGGCCUGCUUCGUACCAUCGACGGCGACUCCUACCCAACCACCACGGACGGCAAUCCCAAUGAAGAAGGGGGCCACGAACCGUGGGAUGAUUAUGACGACAACCUACUAGUUUCACCUUCUCCACAACGCCCUUCCAUAAACGGCCCGACGAUGCAAGUAUCCUCACCACAACCCGUUCAACAAGCACCGAACGCUUCUGGUUUCGGCCAAGCUAUGCAGAAACCAUCGAAAGUGCUCCAAUUCAGUGCGACUCUUCGUGACCAGCAGCGUUCCAACACAAUCCUUCCACAGCGUGGAGGACAUGUCCACCAGGGUAAUCCCACCCCACCCCCAACGAGUCAACCGCCCACUCACAGCCAGACCGCACUUGCCCUACCGGUACACUCGACUGCACGCCAAAUCAAGCAUGCGCAGGCCGAUCAACUUGUCCAUCCUGUUCCACAACACAUAUUUGGAUCUGGGCGUGUACAGUCUCAGCCUCACGCCGUUGAUCUUUUCUCCCACGUCAAAUACCCUUCUUCAGCACGCUCCAAGACCAACCCUCCUGUUCAACAACAACAAGUAGAGCAGGCAUCUGCCGAAGAGCUCCACGCUGAUCCAUUUGAUUAUGAUCGUGAGGCUCUGUUGGGUAUGACUUAUGAGCAGUUGAAGAAUGAAAGCUUCGACGAAGAUCCGCGUGCGAAAGCAUCAAUCCUCAGCGACGACAUGCUUCAGAAAUCACUCGUCGAUCGUCUGGAGUUCGUGCAGGAGAAUUUCGAUGCUGAAAAACAAUCCACCUUCUUCCACUCCGUACGGUCUACCGAGUGGGAAGAGGCUGGUGAUUGGUUCAUCGGAAAGUUCAGUGAAAUCCUCAAUCGUACCAAAGAGGCAAGACAGACAAAGCGAAAGCUCGCCCGCGACUUCGAGCAAGAGGUCGAGAAGCGCCAUCUCCAUGUGGCGAAGAAGCAGCACCAGGUUGAGGAAGCUAUGAAGAAGAUGAAGACGCAGGGCGAAGGUCUUGUCAGGAGUCCAAGGCCAUCGAGGAGUCCGAGGCCGAAGAGGGGUUAGUAUGCGUGGGAUAGAAGGCGGAUGUCUAUGAAAAUGAAGGCGUUUAUGUUGGGGCUAACGAUGUUACGCGAUUACGAAGAGCGUGGAAUGAUGCAUAUGGAGUAUCAUCCGUAGAGAUGUGUCUAUGGUCUUGUGCGGGCGAGCUGCAUUUUUUAUACCCACAUUUGCAAACAUGUGUACUUUUAGUGCAUUUACGCAAUACUUACUUGAACCAAUAUUGCGG